Mesocestoides corti is the source of this 450-nucleotide messenger RNA. The record is from the annotation of a GenBank genome assembly. NCBI's taxonomy places the organism in Eukaryota, Metazoa, Platyhelminthes, Cestoda, Cyclophyllidea, Mesocestoididae.
AUGCUGUGCAACGGGGCGCCCUCGGCGCUGGGCGACUUCGACUACAAGCAGGUGAAGGGCCAGUCGGCCGCCGAACAGCUCGUCUCCCCCGAGCCCGACGUGACUGUGAUUCCGCGGGUGAAGGAGGACGACGAGAUGCUCAUUCUGGCGUGCGACGGUGUCUGGGACGUGUUCUCCAGUCAGGAGCUCUGUGAGUACCUCAUCCACCGUCUCAAGUGCUCCUGCUCCCUGUCCGAGGCCUGCGAGGAGACCAUCGACACGGCCCUCUUCAAGCUGCCUCACGCUGCUAUCUCAAGCGGUCCCAUCUGCCCUCAACGUGUUCGAGAGGACCUAGUGUGGACCUCUACGUGGAAUGAACUGACGGCAGACUCCUGUUCCCGCCUCAACCGUUCCAGGCGCUCUAUUUCGAAUGCUCACCUGUGCCGCGGACCUCAUGAAGCGGCAAUGUGA